UCCACGCCGUCUGCAAAUGACUGCUCAUAUAAUUCUAGGGAUCGCCCUGGCUCCGCAGCCACUCACGUGUGUUGUUUCAUACAGCCAUGAAAGCAUUAUCCAAUCACCGUCUGUUUUACAAACACUGCCUUCACGCUAUUGGCUAACCGUAAACAAGGGCGUUUUUUUGGGGUGCUCGCUCCAACAGCACCAUCUCUGGCAGGUGUUGUGCGCUUUAAAACCACACAGCAGGAUAAUUUUUAGGACGAUAGGCAGGUAGUUGUAGAGAAUUAAGCUCUCUUUAGGUUAUUUUUUUGUUCUUUUUUUGUUUUUGUUUUACGCGUUUAUGUUUGUGCCAUUGAAGUCGAUGCGGACCCCAGCGGAGCGGCGGUGAAUGAGAGGAACGUCGGGGUUCCCCUCUCUCCUCUCUCUGAGCCAGACACUUGGUGUUUUUACAACCAGCGGCGAAUUAGGCAACAGCUCCUUCAUCACGCAGCUUCAGAGAAAAGACGGAAAAGCCCCUACAUGUUGAAUAUAUCUCACCACCGGCCGAGUCCUGAAUGAGAGAGGAGUCCUUCACGACCGCGGCCGCCGUCAGGAUCCCCCCCAUUCCCGGAGCUGCCUCUGUUCUCCUUCGCCCGCCGGUGUUGGCACCAGAAAAUGAUAUGUUGAUGAUAUUUUCUGGAAGCGGUCGUGCCUUUUGUUUUCAUCUCGGGGUUUGCGAUAUGCGGAUCCGCGGGGACGCCACGGAGCCCGGGCGAGCGGACGUUUUUGCUCUGCUUUGAAAAAUGAGGAAGCGAUUUCAUAAAGACCCAGAAAAUGGCAAGAAGGUCUCGUCGUCCGUGGGCCCGGAUUUGAGCAAAAUGAGAAAGAAAGGGGCGAACGCAACAGCGACGGCAUGAAUAGUUUCUCACAGAAUGACACCGAGGGAUGUAAAACGGCGGAGGUAGACGAGACGCAGCAUCGAUGAAGGCGAUCUGGACAAGUUUUGAGUCGCUCAUAAUGAACAGAAACACUUCACAGCUUCGUGUCAGAUCGUUUUCACCAUACUGAAAGCUAUUUCCUUUCGCCUUUUUUUUGGAAAUUUUUUCCAAUUCAUCAGUCAUUUCUCUCUCUCUUUUUUGUUUUGUUUUUUUACAUUGCAUGUUUUAUAUAUUUUUUUCUUUUAUAUUUUUGAUCCGGAACCAGCCCUGACUGUUCAAUGGAAGUAUGUUAUCAGUUGCCGGUUUUGCCUCUAGACAGGCCGGUUCCUAAGCAUGUCCUCAGCCGGAGGGGAGCCAUUAGUUUCAGCUCCAGCUCUUCCCUCUUCGGGGCUCCUGAUCCAAGACAGCUGUCACAGAGACGAGGGGCCAUCUCCUAUGACAGCUCUGAUCAGACAGCGCUGUACAUUCGUAUGCUAGGAGCUUGUGUAGUGUUCAAACAGCUGUUUGCAAGAGAUGUGAGAGUACGAAGUCAGGUUGGAUUUGAACCGGAACGCCGAAGCUCCCACCCCUACCUUUGCAUAGACUUCCGAACUCUUCACACGCGGCUGAGCUGCGGAUCCUCGCCGGCUGACUCUGGUACUGAAAAGAGGGUCCACAGGCUGCUCAGCUUCCAGCGAUACCUGCACUCGUCCCGCCUGCUGCGCGGAAUCCCCCAGCAGAUCCCCCUCCACAUCCUCGACGAAGACUACAGCGGACAGGCUAGAUGCAUGUUGGAAAAAGUUGGCAACUGGAAUUUUGACAUUUUCCUCUUUGACAAGCUGACAAAUGGAAACAGCCUGAUCACCCUGACCCUGCACCUGCUCAACCAGUACGGCCUGGUGGACCUCUUCCAGCUGGACAUGGUCAAGCUUUGGAGGUUCCUGGUCCUGGUGCAGGAAGACUACCACAACGACAACCCAUAUCACAACUCUGUUCAUGCUGCAGACGUGACACAAGCCAUGUACUGCUACCUGCAGGAGCCCAUGCUGUCGAAGUCUCUAACGUCAUACGACAUCCUGCUGGGACUUCUUGCGGCCGCCACACACGACCUGGACCAUCCUGGGGUCAACCAGCCCUUCCUCAUCAAGACUGACCACUAUUUAGCCACACUCUAUAGAAAUACCUCGGUUCUGGAAAACCACCACUGGAAGUCAGCAGUGGGUCUCCUCAGAGAGACCGGACUGUUCUCUCACCUGCCGCCUGAGGACAGCAUGAACAUGGAGAGGGAACUGGGCUCUUUAAUCCUGGCUACGGACAUCAGCAGACAGAACGAUUACCUGUCCAGGUUUCGCACCCACCUGGACCAGGAGAGCCUGUGCUUGAGCAACGCUAGCCAUCGUCACUUUGUCCUGCAGAUGGCUCUGAAGUGUGCAGACAUCUGUAACCCCUGCAGGCCCUGGGAGCUGAGCAAGCAGUGGAGCGAGAAAGUGACGGAGGAGUUCUUUGAACAGGGAGACAUCGAGAAGAAACACAAACUUCAAGUCAGCCCGCUCUGCGACAGAGAGACGAACACCGUCGGCAACAUCCAGAUAGGCUUCAUGACGUACGUGGCAGAGCCGCUGUUCGGAGAGUGGGCCCGGUUCUCGGACACGCGCCUGUCUCAGACCAUGCUGGGUCACAUGGGGCUGAACAAGGCCAGCUGGGGCGGCCUGCAGCCGGAGCAAGCCGCCGUCUCCGAGGAGACGGAGCCGAGCGCGGCCGGCGCCGACGCAGGAGGAAGCCGCUCCAAAGAAAUACCUCAGGGAAGCGGAGAAUCCUGACACUCCUUGUUCGCCCUUUCACUUCGACCUCCUGACCCCAGGGGGCCUCAUCCACACACUGAGGGCAAGUGGAGCUCCCACCGCUGGCCCGGCCUAAUUUGAACACCUUGUUGAUAUGUUGUUGCUUUGGCCUCCCAUCACAAUAAACCACUGAUUUUUUUUUUUUUCCUUUUCUUUUUAUUUAAUUUAUUUAAUGAAAAAAAAAAUUUUUUUUGGCAUAGAGCAAUACAUAGAUACCUCAUUUGGCAACUGCUGUAUUUUCUCUUGUUUGCUUUGUUUUAUUUAUUUGAGGACUGUAUUUUUGAGGCAUUAACGACUAAAUAUGCCUCUUGUUUUUUGUUAUCGUGGAACGUUGAGGUGAAAGCAGUAUAAACUGAAAACUUCAUUUCUUUUUUCUUUUUUUUUUUGGUAUUUUUGAAGUGCCAUUUGAAAACAAAAAUAAAAUUGAAAAAAAUACAAAUUUUGACGGACAACUGGAGUGUUCGGAGACCCUCCUGAGACUUUUUCAGUUUGCCGUGUUGCAUUUGUACUGAAGAUUCUUCCUUAUGUACAAAAAAAGAGGGAGAGAGAAAAAAAAAGAAAUGUGACAAGCCCAGUCCUUCUGCUGCCUCUGAGAAGACUGUUUACGCAUCUCCAUGUUUGUUGUACUUUUUUUUUUUUUUUUUUUUCCUUUUGAACUGAAGCGACUCCCGUCGGCUCCACAGUUUGCCUUCGAAGCACAGGCAUACGAAAUGAAGCGAACCACUCGAUUGAACUGUCGUCCCACUGUUGAAGCCAUGAGCUGAACUUUAUUCAAAACAAACCAGAUGCCAUAUUAACUCCACCUGUGCUAGCGUGUGUUCCUGCACGUCGUCUCCCUGACCCUCUCCUGGUGAAGGUGAGGCACCGACCGUGUUUCUGCAUGGCCCCGCUCUCCCCCCUCCCCUCCCCCCCCCUGCCUACAGGAGAGGGCUCAGACUCUCCCAGAUCUCACCUGGAUCGCCACUCCAUGCAACUCCACUCGCUCAGGGUUUUUACCAGUCUUUUAUGUUAUCCAGCGAAUGAGGGGGGGGGGGAGACGGAGGCGGCUACAGACGAUGCAGGGUUGUUGUUUCUUUUUCUUCUUUCCCCUGUUGGUUUGGAUAAACCGAAGGAGACUCCCUCGGCGCAGAAUGUCUCUCACGGCCACAUGAAACCUAACGGACUGCUCGACUGAUGCCUUAUAACUAUGCACAAACUAUGCUAAGUGACCAAACCAACUCCUGUUCCCAUCAAGUGCAUGGUGUGCUUGUUUGUGAAUGCACUGUCUGACCCCCUUUUGCCUUUUCUUUUUCCUGUUGUGAGGAAUAACUCCAGCUUUUUCUCUUUUUUUCCCCCCCUCUUCCUUUUUGUACGGAUACAGAACCAGUUGAGUGAAUCAAAAACAUUCCAUUCCUUUUUUUUUUUUUUGUUUGUUUGGGUUUGUCCAUUUUGAUUCUGUACAGUGGCACAGGUUGUGUUUGUGUUGAAACGUUUGGAACGAUAACAGGUGCUUUUCUUACUUUAGCUGAUUUGUAUUUUGCUGUAAAGUGCUGUAAGACUGUUGAUACAACUGUUUACAAUUUGUUGCGACAGCCAUUUUUGGGAAGACUUCAGUGUCGAGCCAGAUUUUUGUAAAGGCUUUGCUGUAUUGACCUUUUUGAUACAUGCCUGUUGCAGUUACGAUUUGAAUAAUAAAUCCUGUUGAUGAAUUUUC
Poecilia reticulata (guppy) is the source of this 4415-nucleotide messenger RNA. It is a transcript of the gene pde7a, whose product is annotated as phosphodiesterase 7A. Gene Ontology annotation, molecular function: 3',5'-cyclic-nucleotide phosphodiesterase activity. NCBI's taxonomy places the organism in Eukaryota, Metazoa, Chordata, Actinopteri, Cyprinodontiformes, Poeciliidae. Gene Ontology annotation, biological process: signal transduction. The record is from RefSeq and is a predicted model, not a curated record.